This is a messenger RNA of Guillardia theta CCMP2712, 918 nucleotides long. RefSeq lists its product as hypothetical. Bases 1 to 918 code for a protein of 305 amino acids. The record is from RefSeq and is a predicted model, not a curated record. The transcript has 3 exons. Lineage: Eukaryota; Cryptophyceae; Pyrenomonadales; Geminigeraceae. Gene Ontology annotation, molecular function: N-acetyltransferase activity.
AUGGCAAGGCGGGUGCGGGGGGGGGCUGGUGCAGGACUAUCUCUCCUGCACCUUGUUUGCUUCCUCUUCAUCCUGCCGCAUGCUCUUCCCUUCACCCUCAGUCCUCCUUCUCUCACUGCGCCCUCGACUCUUAGCAUCUCGAGAUUGAAUGGUUUCCAUGGGAGAAAUAACCUGCCAGCCCGAUCGCGUGCCAGGAUAUGCUCGAACAUUUGUUCGGCAGCUAGAUGGUCUCCCGCUCAAAGCCUAGGAAAGCUGGGAGAGCUUCUUGUAGGGAAACCGACUGAAGUCGAAGAGCUGAAGAGGAACGAGGUGACAUUCAGAAACCUCGAUUAUCUGGACCUGAGCACAGGAGGGAAUGGGAAGUUGCAGGCUGUCGCAGCACUGUGCACCAGGGGAAUGUUUGGAUCCGAAGUUGGGGCGUUGUGGGUUUAUCAAAAUUUCGCUGCGAAAUAUGCUCCGGACGCGGGUAGGAAGAGUGUCAUUAUCGUAGCUGAAACGCCAGAUCAGACCGUCGUUGGAUGUGUUGGGAUGGAGCUGAUGCUGCUGUCUGAACGGGGGAUGUCGUGGUGGAAUGAUCCUUCUUCCGUAACGAAGCUACGGCCCUAUGUUUCAGAUCUGGUGGUCGAUUCUGACUACCAGAGGAUGGGUCUUGGGCAACAGCUGCUGCAGAGAUGUGAGACGUUCGUUCAAACAGAAUGGGCCGAUGAAGUCGAUGCGAUGAAACCACUUGAAAGACUGGAUUAUGCGCUGGACAAGGUUUUUCUGAAGGUCAGCUUGGACAACACAAAAGCGAUGAACCUCUACAAGAAGAUGGGCUACCGGGAGUGCGCAAGAGCACCAGAAGAACUCUUGAUCCCCACACAUGAUCACUACAUUGAGUGGCCGGUUUUGAACCUCUACCUGUGCAAGCAGCUGUAG